AUGAAGAAAUGGGGGAACUCAGACUUAGGGGAGUCUGAGGGUAUGCCACAAGUGGACUCUCACUCAGACCCCCUGGAUGGGGACCCUAACUCCAGGCCAGCUCCAACCAAGCCCAACAUCUUCCCCACAGCCAGGAGGCGGCCAGCUUCUCCUAUGGACUGCUCUUACGAGGAAGGUGAGCCAGCGUCCUGCCCGGCCAUCACAGUCAGUCCUGUUGUCAUCCUCCAAAGGACUGGGGAUGGCCUCACAUGUGCCAGGCAGUCGUCCCAGGACUCCGUCCCCGCCGGCACGGAGAAGAGCUUCAAGCUCUAUGACCGCAGGAAGAUCUUUGAAGCCGUGGCUCAGAAUAACUGCGAGGAGCUGCAGAGCCUGCUGCUCUUCCUGCAGAAGAGCAAGAAGCACCUCGUGGACAGCGAGUUCAAAGACCCAGAGACCGGGAAGACCUGUCUGCUGAAAGCCAUGCUCAAUCUGCACGAUGGGCAGAACAGCACCAUCCCCCUGCUCCUGGAGAUCGCCCGGCAGACGGACAGCCUGAAGGAGCUUGUCAACGCCAGCUACACAGACAACUACUACAAGGGCCAGACAGCGCUGCACAUUGCCAUCGAGAGGCGGAACAUGGCCCUGGUGACCCUCCUGGUGGAGAAUGGGGCAGACGUCCAGGCUGCGGCCAAUGGGGACUUCUUUAAGAAAACCAAAGGGCGGCCUGGCUUCUACUUUGGUGAGCUGCCCCUCUCCCUGGCCGCGUGCACCAACCAGCUGGGCAUCGUGAAGUUCUUGCUGCAGAAUUCCUGGCAGCCGGCAGACAUCAGUGCCCGGGACUCGGUGGGCAACACAGUGCUGCACGCGCUGGUGGAAGUGGCCGACAACACCGCUGACAACACCAAGUUUGUGACGAGCAUGUACAACGAGAUUCUGAUCCUGGGAGCCAAGCUCCACCACACGCUGAAGCUGGAGGAAAUCACCAACAGGAAGGGGCUCACGCCACUGGCGCUGGCCGCCAGCAGCGGGAAGAUUGGGGUCCUGGCCUAUAUUCUCCAGAGGGAGAUCCAGGAGCCCGAGUGCAGGCACCUGUCGAGGAAGUUCACAGAGUGGGCCUACGGGCCCGUGCACUCCUCGCUCUACGACCUGUCCUGCAUCGACACCUGCGAGAAGAACUCCGUGCUGGAGGUGAUCGCCUACAGCAGCAGUGAGACCCCUAAUCGCCACGAUAUGCUCUUGGUGGAGCCGCUGAACCGACUCCUGCAGGACAAGUGGGACAGAUUUGUCAAGCGCAUCUUCUACUUCAACUUCUUCGUCUACUGCCUGUAUAUGAUCAUCUUCACCACGGUCGCCUACUACAGGCCUGUGGACGGCUUGCCCCCCUAUAAGCUGCAGUACACCGUCGGCAACUAUUUCCGAGUCAUGGGAGAAAUUCUUUCUGUAUCAGGGGGAAUCUACUUUUUUUUCCGAGGGAUUCAGUAUUUCCUGCAGAGGCAGCCGUCCCUGAAGUCCUUGUUUGUGGACAGCUACAGUGAGAUGCUUUUCUUUGUGCAGUCACUGUUCAUGCUGGGGACCGUGGUGCUGUACUUCUGCCACCGCAAGGAGUACGUGGCCUCCAUGGUGUUCUCCUUGGCCAUGGGCUGGACCAACAUGCUCUACUACACCCGUGGCUUCCAGCAGAUGGGCAUCUAUGCCGUCAUGAUCGAGAAGAUGAUCCUGAGAGACCUGUGCCGCUUCAUGUUUGUCUACCUCAUAUUCUUGUUCGGGUUUUCCACAGCGGUGGUGACACUGAUUGAGGACGGAAAGAACAACUCUGUGUCGGCUGAGGCCACGUCACACAAGUGGCGGGGGUGUGGCUGCCGGAUGUCUGACAACUCCUACAACAGCCUGUAUUCCACGUGUCUGGAGCUGUUCAAGUUCACCAUCGGAAUGGGUGACUUGGAGUUCACCGAGAACUAUGACUUCAAAGCUGUCUUCAUCAUCCUGUUGCUGGCCUACGUGAUUCUCACUUACAUCCUCCUGCUCAACAUGCUCAUCGCCCUCAUGGGCGAGACUGUCAACAAGAUCGCGCAGGAGAGCAAGAACAUCUGGAAGCUGCAGAGAGCCAUCACCAUCCUGGACACAGAGAAGAGCUUCCUUAAAUGCAUGAGGAAGGCCUUCCGCUCGGGCAAGCUGCUGCAGGUGGGGUACACACCUGAUGGCAAGGAUGACUACAGGUGGUGUUUCAGGGUGGAUGAGGUGAACUGGACCACCUGGAACACCAACGUGGGCAUCAUCAAUGAAGACCCGGGCAACUGUGAGGGCAUCAAGCGCACCCUGAGCUUCUCCCUGCGGUCAGGCAGAGUUUCAGGGAGAAACUGGAAGAACUUUGGCCUGGUUCCCCUUUUAAGAGAUACAAGCACUCGAGAAAGGUACUCCGUUCAGUCUGAGGUGGUUCAUCUGAAGAACUUUGCAGGGUCCCUGAAGCCAGAAGACGCGGAGAGCUUCAGGAAUGUUGCUGUCUUAGGGGAAAAGUGA
Molossus molossus (Pallas's mastiff bat) is the source of this 2496-nucleotide messenger RNA. RefSeq names its product transient receptor potential cation channel subfamily V member 1 (gene TRPV1). Gene Ontology annotation, biological process: calcium ion import across plasma membrane. The record is from RefSeq and is a predicted model, not a curated record. Gene Ontology annotation, cellular component: membrane. NCBI's taxonomy places the organism in Eukaryota, Metazoa, Chordata, Mammalia, Chiroptera, Molossidae. Gene Ontology annotation, molecular function: protein binding; calcium channel activity.